AUGGGCUUCGCACAGGAGGUCGCCAACUUCCCGCGGGAGAUUGGCAAGGCUUUUGCAUUGAACAGAAAACAGGCCCUGGUGUUCCUGACUUGCUGGUGGUGCUGGACGCUGGGCUCCAUGAAUUUCUAUCUCCUUCCCUACACACAGCCAGCAGUGGCUAAAACACUUGGGGUAGAAACAUCCAAGAUUGCCGAGGCCAACACAACCACUAUGCUGUCUCGAGCCAUCGGUGCAGCAAUUUUUGGGGUGUUGUCUGACCAGUACGGACGUAAAAUCCCUUUGGUAGUGGACCUUGUCCUAAUGGGAGUCUUCACCCUCUCCUCUGGGUUUGUUCAUACUUAUGGACAGUUUGUGGCAGUACGUUUCCUCUUCGGUAUUACCUAUGGCGCUUUGUACGGUGUUAGCAUGGCCGCGGUUCUCGAGGCUGUUCCUCGAGAAGCCCGAGGAGUUGUCGCCGGCUUUACGCAGCAGGGUUUUGGAGCGGGAAAUAUGAUUGCAUCCGGUCUUCAUUUGGCGAUGGAGAGCUACGGAUGGCGAUCCCUCUAUUACGUCGGUGCCGGUCUUACCCUUACCGCGGUUGGCCUGCGAAUCAUAUGCCCCGACUACUCCGUAGUCACGGAGGCCAUCCGGGAGAAUGAGGACAUUCUUCAGCCUACUCUGAGCCCCACGGGUGCUACAUUGCCCUUCUGGGUCAAGUUUCGUUACGCCAUCACGCAUCACUGGCCGAUAUUCAUCUACUGCACUGUGCUCACAGCGUGCUUCAACACGCUGGGCCAUGGCCAUAUGGACGUUUAUCCUUCCUUCCUUGAGACCCAGCGUGGACUCAGUAUCCGCCAUGAAACCUAUGUCACCGUUAUACUGCAAUGCGGUGGUAUUAUAGGUGGCCUUGUGGGCGGGUAUCUGGCUCGAUACAGCCCCAAAUGGGUUCCUUUCGGCUUUGCCAUUGUCUUGGCUCCCUUGCUUCCAGCCCUUAUCCUUCCAACGAAGUGGCAAUAUCUUGCAGUGGGAUCCUUCUUUUUCGAAUUCUGCUACGGCGCUGCCAUUGGCACAGUCGGCAACAUCUUGCAGAUGGUCUGCCCUCACCCAGGUAUUCGUGGUGCCUUUGGCGGUGUCACCUACAACCUUGGUAAUGCCAUCUCCUCCGUGGCUCCAACUAUUGAGACAAGACUUGGCGAUAAUCUGCCCACGAAGUCUGGAAUCCCGGAUUAUGGACGUAUCAUCCUCAUCCUCGUUGGAAUCGCAAUCGGUCUAUUGUCGCUCACUCUGGCAUGCAUGCCUAUCAAGAACGUCAACUUGGAAUGGGAUCAGGAGGAUCCUAACCAGACAAUUCCGGCUUAUGAGGCACCAGCCAAGACAAUUGAGCACAACCAGGGUCAUAUUGAGCGGGCACACGAUAUUGAGACAGGAGCCAUAUUGAAAAGAGAUGAACAAGCGGGUGUGGAGUAUAUGGAGAUGAGCCCUACCCAAAAGUGA
Penicillium arizonense is the source of this 1473-nucleotide messenger RNA. Its product is annotated as MFS transporter. The coding region runs from base 1 to 1473 and encodes 490 amino acids. Gene Ontology annotation, biological process: plasma membrane lactate transport. NCBI's taxonomy places the organism in Eukaryota, Fungi, Ascomycota, Eurotiomycetes, Eurotiales, Aspergillaceae. Gene Ontology annotation, molecular function: secondary active monocarboxylate transmembrane transporter activity. The transcript has 4 exons. The record is from RefSeq and is a predicted model, not a curated record. Gene Ontology annotation, cellular component: plasma membrane.